Molecule: messenger RNA, 2542 nt
Organism: Salvelinus namaycush (lake trout)
Lineage: Eukaryota; Metazoa; Chordata; Actinopteri; Salmoniformes; Salmonidae
Exons: 4
Coding region: 1171-2163 (330 amino acids)
Molecular function (GO): serine hydrolase activity
Source: RefSeq, a predicted model, not a curated record
GUUCUCAUAUGAUAGCUAGCUAGUUAGCAGCCUUCCAAUGUUUUGAUGUGUCAGGUAAGGAAUGUUCUCAUAUGAUAGCUAGCUAGUUAGCAGCCUUCCAAUGUUUUGAUGUGUCAAUACAGGAUUUGAUAUUAAACAAUUAGCAACAUCAGAAUUUAGCUAGGUCCUGUCGACCACAAAAAAAUUGAGUAGCUAGCUAGCUAAGUGAUUGGAAUUGUUUACUUGCGGUAAAAUAGCUAGUUAACGUUAGCUAUGCCAGUUUCGACAGAUCAUGUUUUUGAGUUAUUGAAUUAAUCUUGCUCACUAAUUGCCCGUUAAUAUGCCUUUUAAAAAUGUGUAAUGAUGACCAAUUAACCUAGCAUCUUUUUUUAUUGAUAUUAUCAGUGUGCAACAUCCUACGUUGCCCGAAAAUCUGAAAAUGGUUGUGGAAAAUUGUGUUUUAUUGAGACGGCACACAUUUUAAUUUUUUCCCCCCAACAGACUGCCAUUAAAGCUAGUUACGGAGGAAAGGUAAUUUACAAGCCAGAAUAUUGAGUACAAAUACAUUUUACUCUACCGCAUGUCUGUGCGGUUGGUCCUUCUGCUGGUGGAAAUUGGAGACAAAAUAUCUGCAGGAAAGUAGCUAUUAUUUACGAUUACUUUUUAGAAAGCUGGUACCGCUGUUGACAUUUUUAUCACCUGGCACAUGAGUAAAAACUUAACACCUGCAGGAUCACGGUUAUUAUGUAUGCAUUGCGUGCAUGUACUGUCUUGUGCACUGCAUGUCUUAGGUGAUGAGUUAACAAAUCGUGAUAGCCACACACAGGGACCCACGGUUUGAAGUCUGUUUAAUAAAAUGUUCCUGUGGGUAUACAUUUCCACCUGCAGAAGGACCAACUGUCCAGACUACCUGUAGAGUAAAUUGACAUUUUCGAUAUUUAACUACUGGCUUUCAGCAGACUGUUCGUUUUUUUUUUGCAACACUAGUGUGGCAAUACAGCGUUGCUAAAAGCAGCUAUGUUUGCACAUGCAGUGUGCCCUUGAGAAAGUCAGGGGUCCGACUGCUAGAGCUAGAACAACCUCAUAGUUGUCAAUAGGCUAGCUUGCAAUUAAUUAACACAUAAAUAACUGAAUGAAUAAAUAAUUGACUAUGGUCAAAUUACAAUACAAUAGAAGUACUAGAUAUCUAUAAUGUUACAUCAUGUUUAUACAGCAAAUCUGUCUACAAAAUAUAAUUUUUCAAUUUCUCAUUAUUUUCCCCUUCCAGACCAACGCCUUUACCACAGCUGUCUUAUUGCACUGCCAGCACCCCCUACAGGCUUCCUAACUCAGCGCUCACUGUCCCACCUUGCUGUCACCAUGCUAUUCCGUGGGAUCACAGCUCACCGCAUCAGCAAGACCGUCACCUUGUACCUGAACGAGACGGCGUCACCUAAACCUUCAGCUGGGCCUCCCCAGCCCUUACCCCAGGCCCAACCAAUGCUAAUGCUUCCCUGGUUGGGGUCGCGACCCCAGGCUGUGGCCAAGUACUGUGAGAUCUACUUCCGUAUAGGCUUCGAUGUGCUCAUAGUGGAGAGCGAGGUAAGUCAGUUCCUGUGGCCGCGUUGGGGUCUAGACUAUGGAGCAAGGGUACUGGAUGUCCUACAGAGUGACCGCUUUGUGUCACGCCCCUUACUCGUGCAUGCCUUUUCCAUAGGAGGAUACACCUUCACCCAGUUGCUGGUGCACAUGUCUCACGACACACAGAAGUACCACAGCUUCACUAAGAGGAUCAAAGGCCACAUCUAUGACAGCCUAGUGCUGGGCUCACUGGAGAGGAUGGCUACUGGUCUAAGUAAGAACUUGUUCCCCCGGCUGGAGAGCCUGGUUAAACGGGCCAGCAUACUCUACUUCAGAGCCUUCAAAUGCCACACGGUCGACUACUUCAACACUGGCAUCAACGUCUUCAGGAACAACCCUGUCACCGCCCUCGUCUUCUUCUGCCAGAACGACACGCUGUGUGACCCUGAGGUCAUGGAGGAGAUCAUCGCCUACUGGAGGAAACGAGGGAUGGAGGUGACGGACAGAAAGUGGGAGGAGUCAACACAUGCAGGCCACCUGAGACGACACCCCCAGGAGUACCUGUCCACCUUAGAGACCUUCCUCCAGAGUUUCAGUAUGGUCCCUCUCAAGGCCAAGAUGUGACCCCAGGCAGGACUCACUCGACUGUGGUCCGGUCCAGAAACAAUCCCUAUUCCCAUCCACUACCCCUUAGGCCCUCAGCAUGGCCCCCAUCAAGGCCAAGUUACCACAGGACACAGCUAUGGUCCAGUCCAGAAAUAGUCUCUAGCCCAGUGGUAUUCAAUGCUUUUCAGCCGGGACCCCAUUUUUUUUCAGCCAGAACUUCUGGGGACCCCAUUUUUGUUGUGUAAAUUUCUCCCUACCCCACCGCAAAUCUAAUGACACAACCUUAAAAUCGGUGAAUUACAAUUUUUACAUGAAUAAAUAAUCUUUAAUUCAUUAUAUUUUCAAAAUGAAAAGAAACCAAUAAAAAAUAUACUCAAUAUUUUAUUUUUCAAAUGAU